Pisolithus orientalis is the source of this 792-nucleotide messenger RNA. Its product is annotated as phosphoribosylglycinamide formyltransferase. The coding region runs from base 1 to 792 and encodes 263 amino acids. Gene Ontology annotation, biological process: 'de novo' IMP biosynthetic process. NCBI's taxonomy places the organism in Eukaryota, Fungi, Basidiomycota, Agaricomycetes, Boletales, Pisolithaceae. Gene Ontology annotation, cellular component: cytoplasm. The transcript has 2 exons. Gene Ontology annotation, molecular function: phosphoribosylglycinamide formyltransferase activity. The record is from RefSeq and is a predicted model, not a curated record.
AUGUCAUCGCCCACCGACGCCGACGUCCAGACGACUGAUACCACUCCCACUCCCGCCACUCCUUCAAGCCGACAACUCGUCGUCCUCAUAUCCGGUUCAGGAUCGAACCUCCAGGCACUCAUCGACGCCCAAAACACACCUGCCCUUCCAAACACUUCGAUAGCCCUCGUUCUCUCCAACCGCAAAGCCGCACACGGACUCGUCCGCGCCACAACCGCGUCACCACCCAUCCCGACCGCAUAUCUUGCACUCCAACCAUAUCUACGCAGUAACCCUGGAAAGACAAGAGAGGACUACGAUCUCGAAUUAGCGAGGAUCGUGCUGCGGGAAAAGCCGGAUGUGGUAGUGUUGGCAGGAUGGAUGCAUAUCGUGAGCGAGCCAUUUUUGGAGGCUCUUAGGGGGACCCGGGAGGUUAAAGAUGAAGGUCAAGAACAAUACGAAUCGAGCAGUAACAAUGAUGAGAAUUCGGUCCCUACCAGUCCUAUCCCCGUAAUCAACAUCCACCCUGCCCUACCCGGUCAAUUCGACGGUGCCAACGCCAUUCAACGGGGGUACGAGGCAUUCCAGCGUGGCGAGGUUGACAAGCUAGGUGUCAUGGUUCACCGCGUCGUCGCCGAAGUCGACCGGGGCGAGCCUCUCAUCGUGCGUGAAGUCCCGAUCGAGAAAGGCGAGCCACUCGAGGUGUAUGAGGAGCGGUUGCAUAGAGUCGAAUGGGAAAUUAUCGUGCAGGCCACGAAAAGAGUGUUGGACGAGGUCAAGCCGCUGCCUUUGGAAGGCACCGAAAAUGCGUAG